Uranotaenia lowii is the source of this 1200-nucleotide messenger RNA. RefSeq lists its product as uncharacterized. The coding region runs from base 1 to 1200 and encodes 399 amino acids. The record is from RefSeq and is a predicted model, not a curated record. The transcript is spliced from 7 exons. NCBI's taxonomy places the organism in Eukaryota, Metazoa, Arthropoda, Insecta, Diptera, Culicidae.
AUGGAGGAAAUCCGUAGAAUUGAUCCGGAUGCUUACAAUAUACUCAAAGCCAAUCAGUUCAACGAUGCAUCAUUAAUGCUGCUGAGCGAAGGACGACUAAAAAAUAUUGGACUCAAAGAAGGACCACUGGUUUUGGUAUUAGAUGUGAUCGAACGAACCAAAACGAAAAAUGUGUUGGUCCCGUCGAAUUCCAACGUUUUGAUGAAUAAUCCGAAUUCGGAAUUAAGGAAAAAACUAGAAGAAAAUCCCAAAUUUGCUCAAGCGGUGCUGUAUAGAAAGCUCGACAAAGGAUUGGAGCUUGAGCGUAAGGAUAGAUGCGAGUUGGUUAGAAUCCUUUGUGCCGACUGGAGCAAAAGGGUUUUUACCAAAAGCUAUCCUACAACCAUCGAACAAAAAAAGAUGGCUCGAGAUAUCAUCGAAGCUUUUCCAUACUUGGCCAAUACAGAAUACAGCAAUGAAGCAGCUUUUUUCAAUCCAAAUAGUGGAAAAGGCGCAAACUUUCCUCAUUCAGGAACAAUUUACAACCACUUCCGAAAUUUAUGCCACAAAAUUCCUUCGGAAUCGAAAAAAUUCCCAAGACCCACAAAAAAGGAUUUUGUGACCGACGAAGUUAUCGAAAUUUCACAGUUCCUAGCAAGAAUGGAGGAAAAUCCCGAUAACAGAACAUAUGUUAAGGAAUACAUGGUGAAAUGCCUACCAUUGCUCAACACAAUGUUGAAACAAAAAAAGUCACCUAAAAGUAUGGUCGAAGCUUUUCCACACUUGGCAGGAUAUAAUGGCGAAAUAAUACUUCUUAUGUUUGACCAAAUCAAAAGCAACGCCAACAAACAUGCUAAUUUUUCUAACAUGUGUUUGAAAGGUCUUCUUUACAAACCAAAAAGUUUCUGUCGCAUCGAAGACGAUAAUUUGAGGGGAUUGCUCCGAAUCUGGCUCCACUUGAAUUUCCAAGGCAUCAAACGGAAAGCCCGGGAAGGCGAUGAUCUGGAGGAGCAGCUGGUCAGUUCGCUCAUAAAAUGGGUAGGAGAGGACGAGAUAGUUCUGCAAGAGCACCUUGCACAAGUCGAACUCGACUUCAUUCGCCGCAACACUUACCCUUCUGGGCACAUCUUGUGCAGAGCAACAAAAUUUUCCAUAGGGCAAUAUUACAUUUAUAUUGGCGGAGUUCUCAUCAAAAUCAAUGGCGACUUCAUUAAGGCGUGA